CUCCCCGACAGGAUCGCAGGCAUGUCCUGCCCACAGUCCUCCCAACAUUUAAUGAAAGAUACAAUCUCCGACAAUAGUAGCGACUACGGAUCCGACUUCACACCGGAUGAAGAGGAAGUCUUGAACGAACUACUCGUCCAAGCCGUCAAGGAACACGCGACUUCUCUCCACGCGACACCACCGCCGCCGUCGCCCCAACCAUCGACGACCACUCCAGCCGCGAAGGAGACAAACGGCACCGUAGGCGAUAUUGAAGACUGCCAUGUUUCUCCAUCGAGUCCUCGGACGCCCAAGGUACUGGGGAGGCAAAAGCCCGUAUGGCAAGUUUCAAGGACUUGGCAGAGUCCCGUUGCGGGGAGAGCAGGUCAGAUGGCGAGCAAUGGUGGCGCCGCGUUUGUUGAGCAUCCGAAUUCUACUGAGGGCCGGAUGAAGGAGCGCGAGAGGGAUGUAGCUCGCGAGAAAGAAUGGACUACCGGUGUUACAGAUACUGCUGCGGAUAAUCGGUCGCCGAUCGAGAGGUUUCGGAAACCGCCUAAUAAAGCAUUCUCGGUCACGGAUUUGAUUUCGCCAGCGUGGUGUGAGUUGCAGUAUUGGUAUACGUUGACUAAGUUUGGGAGGAAGAGGAGAACUCCGGCGAUGAAGCAGGGGAGUACGAUACAUAAGACACUAGAGGACGAGAUUUAUACGACAGUUUCGGUGGAGAUUUCGACCAAAGAAGAUGCGCUGGCGCUGAGGAUAUGGAAUAUCAUACAAGGGCUUCGGACGUUGAGGGAAUAUGGUAUCACUCGCGAGCUGGAGGUAUGGGGGCUGGUAGAUGGCGAGCUGGUGAAUGGGGUCAUUGACCAGCUUUCCUACGAGUGUCCAGACCCGGAUCUUGAGGCGACGGCCGCGUCGUAUUAUGCCGACGUGGAGGCAUCGAGGGCUGUGCUGCCCGAGUAUCAAAUGUCGCUUUCGGAUUACCUGUUGUCGCCGUCGCAAGGUGGCAAACGGCUCUCUGACCUAUCCUGGAACGCUGAGCAAGAAGACAACUUAGAUGACUCCGGAAUCGGCAGUCAAUCUUCUUCAGAGACUUUCAAUUUGCCUCGGAUAUAUAUGACCGACGUUAAGACCAGAGCUAGUGCCUCUGUCCCCACAGUGAAGAGCUCGUCGUUCCGGCCAACCCUGCUUCAACUCCAGAUGUACUAUCAUAUGCUCAAUCGGCUUGCUACUAGUGAUGAUGUGUCCAUCGAACUACUUGCCUCUCGCUAUGGCCUGGACCCCACUCGCACAUUCACCGACGCCUUCAUAGCCGAAGUAGGCGGUCUCAACGACCGAUUUUUCGAUACAUCCUCCUCGCAAGAGUCUGAUUUCACCCCGGAAGAUGCGGCUGGACGACGCACAUCGUACGGUGCGGACUCUGCACCCUCUGGCAGCCAGGACUCGACUAGUAUCCUUCUCGCGCACAACAACCUGACCAGCCUCUGGGAACUGAUGAAAGACCAACUUCAGCUCACCUUCCUCCCACCCACACACUCGACAUCAGUGUCAGUGGCACCCUCAAUCCCUUCUGAGUUUCAGCCGGGCUUACUCGAGCCUUAUCCGACUGUGCUAUCGCCUCUUCUUACCGCCCGAUACCUAUCAUCAGCCCUAACAACCGAAGCACAGUCCCGAGUGCUGGGUAGCCGCUCUUUCUUAUUUGACCCCACGACUCUGACAGCUUAUCUAUCUGAUCAGAUGGAAUGGUGGCGCGGCGAGCGUAACCCACGGGGUGUCGAAGUCAUGGAUGCGUGGAAGUGCCGGAUCUGUGAGUUCCGCGACGAGUGUUCCUGGCGUCAAGAGCGCGAAUGGGCUUUUGCAAAUCGUAGAAGGAGAAGAUCGUCUUCGCUGGCUGUCUAAUUAUUCUAGAUCUGGUUUUUGUAUAGGAUUAGGGCAUUGGUUGGCGUUUGGGAGGAUAAUCUGCCUCCAGCAUUCGGUAUAUACAGAAGGUUCCAUUACAUCUACUAAUAUGUCUAAGAUUAGAAACAUCAUGUUAGACGUGAACAGACUUGGGGCAAGUUACAGAGCCAGAAGAUGAUACGAUCAUAGAGGACAUACCCUUUACACUCUCAUAAAGAUACACCACUCAGCUACCAAAAAAAAAAAAAAAACAAGAAGAGAGACAUUCAUCAAGUCA
Aspergillus caelatus is the source of this 2152-nucleotide messenger RNA. RefSeq names its product exonuclease V. Gene Ontology annotation, biological process: interstrand cross-link repair. Gene Ontology annotation, cellular component: mitochondrion; nucleus. NCBI's taxonomy places the organism in Eukaryota, Fungi, Ascomycota, Eurotiomycetes, Eurotiales, Aspergillaceae. The record is from RefSeq and is a predicted model, not a curated record. Gene Ontology annotation, molecular function: single-stranded DNA 5'-3' DNA exonuclease activity. Bases 22 to 1875 code for a protein of 617 amino acids. The transcript is spliced from 2 exons.